Didymodactylos carnosus is the source of this 465-nucleotide messenger RNA. The record is from the annotation of a GenBank genome assembly. NCBI's taxonomy places the organism in Eukaryota, Metazoa, Rotifera, Eurotatoria, Philodinida, Philodinidae.
AUGGAAAAGACUCUUUUUUCAACGUUUAGCAAUAAAAAAACACUUGAAGGUAAACAAAAAUGGUGGAUACGUGUUGCCGAUAAAAGUAGUGCACUGGGAUAUGCCGAACGUUCUGCGCUGGAUUCAGCUGACAACAGUCGUCAAAUGAAAAAGACUGGUGGAGGUCCACCACCAAGGCGUUCAUAUGCAGUGGAAGAAACAGUGGUUGACAUUAUUGGAGACGCGCCGUUCGAAGGAGUACUAGGAGGAGUGGAUACGGCGGGUUAUCUUUCCCCGCCGAUACGCCGUAUGGAAAACUUGAAUUUAUUUUCUCAGGCAUCGUUUCAAGCGUCAAAUACCAAUAGUUUCGAUGAUGAUGAUUUUGAUGAGGAUUGUUUCCAAAUGCCAACGACUACAACUACACCAAAAACACCGCUAAAACAUGAGAAAAAACGAAUAGUAGUGGUGUCAGUUUCAUGCAAUUAG